UUCCCCGGAGCGCGCGUGACCUGAGUUGUGCGUUACUUGUUUUGGUAAUUUGCAGAUGAGAAAUACAAAUCAGUAACUACCAGCAAACUUUCGUACUAUACUAUAACCUUACUCAGCAUCUUCCUUUUCUCUCCAACUGACCUCCAGCUAUGACUGAACGCAAAGUUCUAAAUAAAUAUUUUCCUCCAGACUAUGAUCCUUCAAAAAUACCUCGUCUUCGAAGAGGUGACCGACGUAAACAAUUCAAUAUUCGUACAAUGGCUCCUUUCAAUAUGAGAUGUAAUACAUGCAAUGGAUAUAUUUAUAAAGCGAAAAAAUUUAAUUCAAGAAUGGAAACAGCCGAGAAUGUCGAUUAUUUAGGCCUGAGACAUUAUCGUUUCUAUAUACGUUGUCCUUUAUGCUGUGCUGAGAUUAUUUGGCGCACAGAUUUAGAAAGUGGUGAUUAUGUUCUCGAAAGUGGUGCAAAACGCAAUUUUGAAGCAUUAAAAACAGCUGAAGAAUUAGAAGCGAAAAGACAAGCUGAAGAAGAGGAGGAACUUGCUAAUAAUCCAAUGAAAUUGCUGGAAAAAAGAACAGAUCAAAGCAAACAAGAAAUGGAAAUGGUUGAAGUGAUUGAAGAUCUGAAACAAUUAAAUCAACGUCAAGCAACAAUGGAAGCAGAUCAUGUACUGCUGAGAAAAAUGUGGCAAGAAGAAGAAGCACUUAAAGAGGCUGAAAAUGAAGCAGAUGAAGCCUUGAUAAAAGAAUUACUUGCAUCAAAAGCAGAACAAGUGCAUACAUUACCAGUGGAAGCUGAAACCAGUCAACCGAUGAAAGUGAAUAAAGUAUCAAAUUUGAAAGAACUUAUGAACUCUACUAAAAAAGGACCAGUUGAUAGCGGCAAAUCCUACUUGAAGAGACAACUUCAAGGUGUUCUGGUCGUGCCAAAGCAACAACAACAACAACAGACAGAAGGGAAGAAAGCGAAAAUCGAUACUUUAUCCAGUGACUCUGUUGUAUCAAGUAGCAAAGAUACUUCAAGCAGUUUAGUCAACAAUCCGCUAAAGAAUGACAAGUCGGCAAAAGAUGUAGUCACCGAUGAACCCGCUUCUUCUUGUACAAAUGACAACGAUGCCCACCAGGUGUGUUCAGCUUUACCUGGAAUGGUGUAUUCAGACCACAGUGAUAGUGAUUAAAGUAACAUUUUAAAGAAAAUGUAAAUACAGCGCUUAUUUUAUUAUUAUUUUACACAGUGUUUUGAAAUAAAUUGUAUAAUAGACCUCACUGAAUGUGA
Molecule: messenger RNA, 1273 nt
Organism: Trichobilharzia szidati
Lineage: Eukaryota; Metazoa; Platyhelminthes; Trematoda; Strigeidida; Schistosomatidae
Source: the annotation of a GenBank genome assembly